Cucurbita pepo subsp. pepo (vegetable marrow) is the source of this 858-nucleotide messenger RNA. The record is from RefSeq and is a predicted model, not a curated record. NCBI's taxonomy places the organism in Eukaryota, Viridiplantae, Streptophyta, Magnoliopsida, Cucurbitales, Cucurbitaceae.
AAGAAAAGGAAAAUGUCUGUAGCGACGGAGGAAAUCAAAGCCAAAGGAGCCGAAGUAUACAAAGGAGACGAGAUUUGCCAAGAGAAAUCCAAGGAAUUGCUGAAGGAAAUCGGUCUCCCAAAUGGUCUUCUGCCAUUGAAGGACAUUGAAGAAUGUGGGAUCGUGAGAGAAACAGGGUAUGUGUGGCUGAAGCAGAGGAAGAACACGACCCACAAGUUUGAGAAGAUCGGGAAGCUGGUGUCGUAUGCGACGGAGGUCACGGCGGUUGUGGAGAAGAACAAGAUCAAGAAACUCACCGGAGUUAAGACGAAGGAGCUUCUGAUUUGGGUGAGUUUGAGUGAUAUCUAUGUGGAUGAUCCACCCACCGGAAAGAUCACGUUUCAGACUCCGGCGGGACUGUUUAGGACUUUUCCGGUGUCGGCGUUUCAGGUUGAAGAGCCGUUGAAGCAGGUGAGUGAAAAGGAACAUGGGGUGGGCGCUGUCGGAGUCAAGGAGGUCUGAUCUGUAUGUCUUGUGGGUUUAUAUAAUGAAAUGAAUGUUUCUAUAGCUAAUAAAUUAUGUGUUGUAGCUUGAGAAUUUAGUUUUCUGUCUGAUACUGUCUGAUACUGUCUGGAUUUGGGAUCAUUGCAUUCAUGUUUGUUUUAAUGGUGCCUUGAUCUCUCUGUUUUUUGAUGUUAUAUGGGUUUUUGAGGGGUUGGGAGAAGGCUCGAGAGGGGUCGAGCCUUGCGGGGAGGUAGUUCGAGAGCUCUACAAUGAUGUACUUUGUUCGUGAGUCGUGGGAGGAGUAGUCUUCAUUGGCUGUUGUUAGGAAUCACGACUCUUCACAAGGGUAUGAUAUUGUUCAUUUUGAGCUUUAAA